GAGCAGGGUUCAGUCUUUUUCUCACGUGAUUUGGGGGGUAUAGCCAUGGGCAUGGCAAGGAAUACGUAGUGUGCCAUAUAUGAUUGGUUUAUGGAAUAAAUGCGUCAGGCAAGGCGGGGCCAUCUUUGAAGUAGGAAGUGUUGUUUUGACGUUGCGUUGUUUUGGAAAAGUGUUCCAUCGAUGGAAGAAUGGAGUCCAAACCAGCAAGUCACAGGCUAAUAUUUGAAAAAGAGGGGGUGUAUCUUCACACCAACACCAAAAAGAACAACCAAGACACAACAAUACCUGGAUUCAUCCGUAUUGUCGAACGGGAUGGAGAGACUGCUUUGGAAUGGAGCCCACUGGAAGACCAGGGCAGAAGCACCCCGGCAGUUAUGUACUCUAAAAAGGAGGAAAAUGGAGGAGAAGAGGACACAAACUUUGACCCUGGAUAUGAACCUGACUGGGCUGUUAUUAGUACAGUGAAGCGAGAUCAUGACUGUGAACGUGUCCCAGUGCGAGAGACAGGUCACUGGGGCGCUUUCUCGCUCCCCCUGUCCGAGCUGUACUCCCUGCGUCGGGCACGCUUUGCUCUGGGCCGUAACUUCCUGGUGGUGACCAGCAGAGGGGGCCACCCGCUGCCUGCGCUGCACUUCCACAGAGGGGGCACCCAGGAGCUGUUGCGAGCCCUGCGCCACCACAUCAGCAUGAUCCCGUCUCCUGUGGAUGGGAGGCUCUAUCUGGCCUACCCCAGAGACUCAAGUGCUGCCUCGCAGGCAGGUGAUGAACAGAUGUUUGAUGACAACAGUCCCGAUAUUGUGUCUAGGUUCAUGCACGACCCCUAUGCGACCACACUGGGGGGUUUCUCCAAGGUGACCAACUUCUUCAGGGGGGCCCUGCGACCACCGGACUCGGCCAUGAGGUCCUCUCAUGAUGCCAACUCCCCUCAUGCUGCCGAUGACGAGCCGGGAUUCGAACUCAUCACCCCCGGUGCUGAGCUCGGGCCCAGACCAGACGUCACCAGGGGACCGCCUCUGGACAACUGGGAGGAGUUUCUCGACCCAGAGGGGCGUGUCACAGAUCCUGACAGAGUUAAACAGCUGAUUUUCAGAGGGGGUAUCACUCCAUCCCUUCGAAAGGAAGUAUGGAAGUUUCUGCUGGGAUUCUAUCCUUGGAAUAGCACUGCCAAAGAAAGGGAAGAUAUUGUCCGAAUGAAAACAGAUGAAUAUUUCAGGAUGAAAGUUCAGUGGAAGUCAGUCAGUGAGGAACAGGAAAUGAGAAAUUCCCUGCUCAGGGGUUACCGUAGCCUCAUAGAGCGGGACGUAAAUCGGACAGAUAGGCACAACACAUUCUUCUCCGGGAAUGAUAACCCAGGCCUGGUGUUGCUUCAUGAUGUACUCAUGACCUACUGCAUGUACAACUUCGAUCUGGGUUAUGUUCAGGGCAUGAGUGAUCUCCUGUCUCCUCUCCUCUUUGUGACUCAGAAUGAGGUGGAGUCCUUCUGGUGUCUGACAGGCUUCAUGGAGAUGGUGCACCACAACUUUGAGGAAUCUCAGGAGGCGAUGAAACAUCAGCUUCUGCAGCUCAGUACACUCCUCAAAGCGCUGGACCCCGAGCUCUGUGACUAUCUGGACUCCCAAGACAGCGGCUCCCUCUGUUUCUGUUUCCGAUGGCUGCUCAUCUGGUUCAAGAGAGAGUUCUCCUUCGAGGAUAUCCUGUCUCUGUGGGAGGUCAUGUGGACCCGGCUGCCAUGCUCCAACUUCCACCUGCUGAUGGCCUGUGAGAUCCUGCAGUCCCAGAAGGGGGAGCUGAUUGGCUCCAAUCACGACUUCAACACCAUCCUCAAACACAUCAAUGAGCUGUCCAUGAAACUGGAUCUCCACUCAGUGCUUCGUGGUACAGAGGCCAUUUACCUGCAGCUGGCCGGCUGUAAGGAUCUCCCUCUUAAGGUGCUGGAGGUGUUGGAUCUGUACAUCCCCCCCAGAUUAGAUGAGGACAGCUCCAUGGCCCAAAGUCGUGAGACAGAUUGCUUGCUGACCCAAUCAGAGUCUGGGGCUGCUGCGGCCAGCCAACCGAGCAGCUGCAAUGCAGCCCAGUGCCCUCCCCCCACUUCCCCCUAACUCUAAGGAUGGAAGCAGAGAGCAUUUUAUAAAGGAUUGAAGUGUUGUGGAUGUGGAUGACGCAUGAAUGGCUACAUACUUGGCUACACUUUAUCCUUAGGGUGUAUUAAUGACUGGAUAGUUAGAUUGUGGUAGAUUUUCAUAUGUUUAUAUUUAAAUGGUCGUUCUUUGAUACUCUAUAUUGCUUAUGAAGGCAUUUAACUGUGGUCAUAUUCCAAGGAACUGUGUGCAAUGUGUGUGGAUGUGUGCAAUAAACAAGCCUCUGCUUAAACCAAUGCACAGGCACCAGAAGGGAUUUAUUACUGAACGUACUACUUUACCAUCAAGGUAUUGCCACCAUUUAAAUAUAAAAGGUUUUGACAUACUUCCUGGUUAUUAAUACACCUUUGCAUGAAGUGUAGCGGACGGAUUGUUUUUGACGAUCUUGUGCAAAUAAAGGAACAGGGAAGGAGCCCUCUGGUGCGGGUGCAGCACAGAAGGACGUGUAUCUUCUCUGUGUGUUUAUGUUCUCUUUGUGGAAGGUGUCUGUAAUGCUAUGCUGUGCUAAACACCACCAUAGCAACCUUAGGUUAUGGACCAGCACAUAUUGCUGUGAAGUUUAUCACCCGUCCUGCCUCUGUUUUCGCCCUUUCUAAACUUGGUCUGUGAGUGGCAAAAUGGUUCACUUGUGGACAUUAGUAUAGUGGUCCGUGUUGUCUGUGUCCUCUUCUGAGGGGCCUUGUGGUGACAUAUGUUUGUAAACAUUGGAUGAAGCGGGAGAGUGCAGUUCCGACUGG
Molecule: messenger RNA, 2875 nt
Organism: Clupea harengus (Atlantic herring)
Lineage: Eukaryota; Metazoa; Chordata; Actinopteri; Clupeiformes; Clupeidae
Gene: tbc1d17
Product: TBC1 domain family, member 17
Biological process (GO): activation of GTPase activity
Molecular function (GO): GTPase activator activity
Source: RefSeq, a predicted model, not a curated record